CUAUUCUGUUGUUCAUCAGUUCUAGGUUUGUUAUUUAGACUAUAAUUACAGGAUUAACCUGUAUUAUGUUUCUAACAUUCCUCACUCGGACUUGUUGCAACAAAUCUCAAUUAUUACACAAAUCAGUUACAUGUUGUGGCAUUAUCAGACAUGCUGUUCAAUUGUCUACGUCUUCGAUUAUGAAAGGAGAGAAGAUUCACCAUAAAGAUCUUUUUGAAUAUUUCAAGUUUGCUUAUGGACGUUUAAAUAUAGAAUCUAGCUCAAAGACAAAAUGGCCACCUUCAUUAUUAGAGUUUUUUGGGAACAAUCCUAAGGUUGCGAUUCAUAAAUUGGAAAAUUUGAACAAUGAUAUUGAUAAUCUAUACGGUGUUCAUGAUAAUUUAAAAGAAGUUGAAACUUUUGUAUCUGAAGCAUUAACUGAAGCUAAAUCUGAUGAAAAAGAUGAUUUAAUUAAAAUUGCAGAAGAUGAAAAAGAAGAACUUUUGAAAGAAAUAGAGUCAUGUAAUGAAAUAAUUGUUUCAAAGCUUUUUGAAAUAAUGCAUGGUGAUAAUCAAGUUUCCAACGCAGUUCUCGAAGUGUCAGCGGGCGUUGGGGGUCAAGAAGCCAUGCUUUUUGCAUCAGAAUUACUCGAAAUGUAUCAAUUUUUUUGUAUAAGAUUUGGACAUGAUUUUGAAAUUUUAAAUGUCGAGUAUACUGAUAUUGGAGGAUUGAAGAAGUCUUCAGCAAAUAUAAAUUUUAUAGAUAGGAAUAUGUAUCAAUUGUUUAAGAAUGAGAUUGGUACCCAUAGGGUACAACGUGUGCCUGAGACAGAAAAAGCUGGACGAAUACACACCAGUACAGCAUCCGUCGCUUUACUUCCAGUUUUUAGCAAUCGAACUGAAACACUUGAUGAAAAAGAUGUGGAGGUUCAACGUUUUAAACGCUCUAAUUCUUCAGGUGGUCAACACGCAAAUAAAACUGAAUCCGCAAUUCGAUUAAAACAUAAAACUGGAAAGAUUGUUGAAUGUAAUGCUACGAGAUCUCAACAUGAUAAUAAGGAUCGUGCUAUGCAAAUGCUAGAAGCUAUAUUAGCAUCAGAAAAACAUAGUAUGCAACAAAGUGCUCUCACUAAAGCUCGUCAACAGCAGGUCAAAAAUCGGGAGCGUUCCGAUAAAAUUAGGACUUAUAAUUAUCAUCAAGAUCGUGUGACUGAUCAUAGAAUUGGCUUCACUACUCAUGGAAUUGCAAAGUUUCUUAAUGGUGAAACAACUUUGCUUAAUUUGAUGGAAAAAUUAAACAAUAAAACUCAAUUGGAAGAAUUAAAUAUUACAAGUAAAAUUUUGCUUGAUGAAGGACAAUUGUUUUUUAAUGACAAGAAAGUCAAAUCAGCUGUUUCAAAGUAACUAUGAUCUAAUUAUGGUUGAUACCGGAAACG
This is a messenger RNA of Styela clava, 1414 nucleotides long. RefSeq names its product peptide chain release factor 1-like. Gene Ontology annotation, biological process: translational termination. NCBI's taxonomy places the organism in Eukaryota, Metazoa, Chordata, Ascidiacea, Stolidobranchia, Styelidae. The record is from RefSeq and is a predicted model, not a curated record. Gene Ontology annotation, molecular function: translation release factor activity.